Molecule: messenger RNA, 1113 nt
Organism: Aureobasidium vineae
Lineage: Eukaryota; Fungi; Ascomycota; Dothideomycetes; Dothideales; Saccotheciaceae
Source: the annotation of a GenBank genome assembly
AUGGCCGAGACGAAACUUUUCGAGCCGCUUGAGCUGGGCACGGUUCACCUUCAACACCGUGUGGUUAUGGCACCUUUGACCCGACUUCGUGCCGACAAGGACCACGUCCAAUUGCCAAUUGCCGUGGAAUACUACUCGCAAAGGGCAUCAGCAGGNGGUCUCAUCAUCGCAGAAGCAGUCCUCAUCUCUCCUGAACACGGUGGCUUCAGAAACGCACCAGGCAUAUACACUGAAGCUCAAAUUCAGCGAUGGAAGGAAAUCACUGAUGCAGUUCAUGCCAAAGGNGGGUUUAUCUAUGCUCAACUGGUUUCGGUGGGUAGAGUCGCAGACACUACUCUCUUGAAGGAAGAAGGGGAUUUCCCUCUACUGAGUUCGAGCGAGACGCCAUUCACCGAGGGACCAGACUCACUCCCUCAUGCCUUGACCAAGGAUGAAAUAAAAAGAGCAGCAGACAUCUUUGCCCAAGCAAGUACAAAUGCAAUCAAAGCAGGCUUCGACGGCAUAGAAUUGCACGGCGCAAACGGCUACCUCAUCGACCAAUUCACCCAAGACACCUGCAACCGCCGCACCGACUCCUAUGGCGGCAAUAUCGAGAACCGCUCUCGGUUUGCCCUUGAAGUCACUGCUGCUUGCGUCAAUGCCAUCGGUGCUGAUCAUGUCGGUUUCCGCAUCAGUCCUUUUAGCACUUUCCAAGGCAUGAAGAUGCAAGACCCCCUCCCCCAAUUCUCGCACUUGGUCACCGAACUCAAGAAGCAAAAUUUGGCUUAUUUGCACAUCAUCGAGUCUCGCGUUAUCAACAAUGUUGAUUGUGAAAAGACUGAAGGUAUUGAGCCGUUCCUGGAGAUUUGGGGUAAUGUAUCUCCUGUCCUGGUUGCUGGUGGCUUUUCUCCUCAAUCGGCAAAGACUGCGGUUGAUGAGGAAUAUAAAGAGUAUGAUGCUGCUGUUGUGUUUGGACGUCAUUUCAUCGCCAAUCCGGACUUGCCGGCGAGGAUUGAGAAGGGGUUGGGGUUGAACAAGUAUGAUAGGAGUACGUUUUAUGCUCCUAUGCAGAAGGAAGGGUAUUUGGACUAUCCGUUUUAUGAGCAGAGUAAGGAGGUGGAAAUCCAGGCAUGA